AUGCAUGGGUUACUGACGCGUGGCUUGCCUUCCAGGUGCGGCCCGUCCGAGUUCCAGAUCACGGGCAACAUCCGCGACAUUGAGCUGUGGCAGGACGCGCACGAGAUCGACGUGCCGGUGCUGCUUCUGGACGGGCGCCACGACGAGACUACCGAGCUCUACUUUACGCCAUGGUUCACGGAGAUCCCAAAGGUCAAGUGGGCCCAGCUAGAGAAUACGAGCCACAUGGGCUUCUCCGAGGAGCGCGAGCGCUACAGACAACUACCGCUGCUCCCGUAA
This is a messenger RNA of Lasiosphaeria miniovina, 279 nucleotides long. RefSeq lists its product as uncharacterized. The transcript has a single exon. Bases 1 to 279 code for a protein of 92 amino acids. NCBI's taxonomy places the organism in Eukaryota, Fungi, Ascomycota, Sordariomycetes, Sordariales, Lasiosphaeriaceae. The record is from RefSeq and is a predicted model, not a curated record.